UCCUUGACAUUAGUUGAAAACACUCGGCUUGGGGCAUAUUCGUGAGUCCGAGAUUGGGUCGCAUUUUUCGGUUCCGCUGAUAAAUCUACCAAAAAAGUAAGUUGUAUUCUGGCGGCAGCAACACGUACUCCAUCUGAAAAUGGCAAAAAGGUUGAAUAUCGGUGCAGAUGCGCUUGAGAAACUAGAAUACGAUUCGGACAUGUCGGGCCCCGGAAAGGUGAGAGAUGAAAACUCACUAAAAAUGACACCAUAUUGCACCAACAAAUUCACCGUACCACGUCUCACUGCCGACGCAGCUGCUACUAAAAUCAAGGACAACCUUUCAUUAUUGGCUUCCAUCGAAUCUGAACAAAACUGCCUACCGAAACACAUUGCCGAGAGUCAAAUUAACCUCGCAUUGAGUUUCUUCCUGGGGAUCAACCGUUUGAACCCGAAAAAAUCAGGUGUUGUACCUUCCGUUUCACCGCUCUAUGAUGCUUCGUCGGGAUUUUCCAUUUUCGAAGUGGUUCAUAAUGUCUUACUUGCCUUCGAUUGCGGAUACUAUUCAAUCGACAUAAAGUUCAACGCAUCUCGUGAGAAAUUUCUUCACGAAUUCUUCUGCACUACUUUAGGUGGUCAGAACUUGACACCCAAGGAGCCAUGGGAAACAUUCCCAGAAGAUGAGACAGUUGAAGAACACAUACCGUAUAGUACAAUGUUUGUAUUUGAUUCCGGCGAUCUGGAUGCAGCCGCUCACACAUUAGCGUCUUCGUUCGAUGAUCCUGUUAUUCCUUGGCGUAUUCGAAGUGUUUAUGUCCAGGAAGCUUGCUAUGAAGAUUUUGUUGCGAAGUUAAAACCUAAGCUUCGAUCAUAUCCACCUGAAAUUCUUCGGGACUCUGCAUUUACUGCACUAUUCAACGAAGGGAUGGAAACUCUAAAGAAAAUCAAGGCGAAAACUAUUCAACCAGAUAGUCAACAUGCAUCUGGCCCUGUGGUGCCAACAAUCUGUUGCGAGUUUAGCCGAGAACAACUCGACAAACCAACCGGUCUAUCACCGAUCGUCGUUCUAAAAGCUGUUCGCACAGCCAAGGAAGCUGUUACUCUCGCUAAGAAUGAAACUGGUGGUAUGGCGUCGAUUUGGACCGAGAAAAUUGCUUUAGCCUACGAACUGGUGAACAGCCUAAAUUACAACACAUUUUGGAUCAACUGCAUUGGCAAGCUUAACGUUUCGAUACCAUUCACAUUCCGCAACUACAAGAACUGCGUCGGUUCGGAUUUUGCCCCCAUCGAAUGGUUUGUCAAACAUUCCUACAUCGAAGGGCAAGAUUACGCAACUAGCGAUUCACCAAUGGUAUUGGAUGCUUUGAAAGGAGCUUCAAAGGUCGAAAAUUCGUACCAUUUCGAAUAUUUUUCCGUUGGGUCGAGUGAUGUCAUAAAGUCACAGAGCAGGAAGAACAAAAAGUGGGACGCCUUGUUGGACCUCGUUGAUUUGUCGGAUAUUUAUUGGAGAAAUGUUUAUGUGGCUGCUACGCAAUGGAAGAGGAAAACAGUUGUUUUUCCAUUUGGCGUUACCUUUGCCAAUUAAAGGUCCCUUCAGUCUGCCGAAAGUUUAAGAAUAUUACUCUGAUGCCAAAGGUGUCCUCGAAAGGUUUAUUCCGCAUUUAACACGAAUAGUUCACUUUAGCUACCUCAAUCUUUGAAUCUACUAAUUUCGUCGUAAAGUGAACAAAAUAUUUUUUGUAUUAGAACUUAUAUAUGCAUGAACAUUCGUUAUUUUUUACAAUAUUUGUUUUGAGAUAUGACGGAAACAAAGUUUUCUCUGUAACACUUUCAAGUUUUUACUACGCAGUGCAUUUUAUAUAUGAGGCCUUCGAUUGCCAACGUAUUUAUGUAAUCUUAUGAAGUAAAAUAAACGUAAUUUUUCACAUAUGAAAUUAU
Hermetia illucens (black soldier fly) is the source of this 1917-nucleotide messenger RNA. RefSeq lists its product as uncharacterized. The coding region runs from base 140 to 1564 and encodes 474 amino acids. NCBI's taxonomy places the organism in Eukaryota, Metazoa, Arthropoda, Insecta, Diptera, Stratiomyidae. Gene Ontology annotation, molecular function: oxidoreductase activity, acting on the aldehyde or oxo group of donors, NAD or NADP as acceptor. The record is from RefSeq and is a predicted model, not a curated record. The transcript is spliced from 3 exons.